This is a messenger RNA of Puntigrus tetrazona (Sumatra barb), 729 nucleotides long. RefSeq names its product EF-hand calcium binding domain 2 (gene drc8). Gene Ontology annotation, molecular function: calcium ion binding. The record is from RefSeq and is a predicted model, not a curated record. Lineage: Eukaryota; Metazoa; Chordata; Actinopteri; Cypriniformes; Cyprinidae. The coding region runs from base 59 to 547 and encodes 162 amino acids. The transcript is spliced from 7 exons.
UAACGACGUCACGAAUAAAUUAUAGUGCUCACGUUACCUAGCAACCAGUGUUUUGGACAUGGCGGACAAGUACAACGCAGAGUCUAUUAUAACAGAAACUCAGAAGAGGAUAAGCAAUGCCUUUGACGUGUUUGACCACGAAUCCAACAAGACUGUCGACGUCAGGGAAAUAGGCACCAUUAUCCGUUCACUGGGUUGUUUCCCAUCAGAAGCUGAUUUGCAUGAUAUCAUUGCUGAGCUAGAAGACGAAGAGCCCACUGGGUUUGUACGCCACGAGAAGUUUCUUCCAACUAUGACUAAGAUCCUUCUGGAGCGCAAAUUCCGUCCUAUUACGGAAGACCUGCUCCUUCAGGCCUUUGAGGUGUUAGAUCAGCAGAAAAAAGGACACUUGGAACCGGAGGAACUGACCAAAUAUUUAACACAAGAAGGAGAGCCCUUCACGCAGGAAGAGAUGGAUGAAAUGCUGUCUGCAGCUGUUGAUCCUGAUAAAAAUGUCAUUCUCUACAAGGAUUUUGUGAGCAUGAUGACAUUGGAUGACACUCGAUGAUGGCUGACGGCACGAUUAGAAAUAUUUUUAUAGCGUAUCAUUAACAAAAUCAUGCGGUUGCCAUAACAAACAACAUGCUGUUUAUUUACAAUGUAUUUUGGCUGUUUACCCAUGCUGUAUAUCAUUAAUGGUGUUCAUAAUGUCCUAAUACUCAUUGUUUAAUAAAUAGUUUGGCAAAAUUA